Messenger RNA from Myodes glareolus (Bank vole), 2331 nucleotides. The record is from RefSeq and is a predicted model, not a curated record. Lineage: Eukaryota; Metazoa; Chordata; Mammalia; Rodentia; Cricetidae.
AGGCAGGGCUUGGUAGGGCAGGGUUGAGUUGGCUCCACCCUGGAGGACUCGCCCUGCCGCGUUCGGGAGGCCUUAGGGCCGGAAGUACUGUGGAAAUUGUUUUUCUCUCUCAAAAGUCGCUUCUCACCCCAGCCCUCCGUGAGGUUGUGGUGUGAGCACGCUAAUCGCUGACUUCUCAAGCUAAGGCUUAAUGAUAUUACUAAUGCUUAGUGAUGUUGACAGUGGACUCCAGACCCAGGCCUCACAUUCACCUCAGGCUUUGUGGCCAAACCCAUGGACACCUGCUACUGAACUCAGCGUGUUUUGGUCCAGGUUGCCUUGUGGCCUGUCAUCUUCAUCUCUGGCAAGCUAAGGGACUCAUCACACCCAGCAUCCUGUGGAUGGGAGGAGCUCAUGGCUCGGGCACUAGGGCGAGCAGGAAGAGCCUCAUAGAGGAAGGGGGGAGUCCCCCCACCUGGGAGGGGCCCCCAACAGGCUGCUGAAGUUAAGACCGAGGAGGAAGUGAGAGGAGGUGAGGUGCAGCGAGGAGCCUGUGACACUGGGGUCUAGGGCACAAUGGCCCAGACCCUGGGGGAGGACCUGGUGCUGUCAUCAGAACUACAGGAUGAUUCUAGCUCUCUAGGGUCUGACUCGGAGCUGAGUGGGCCCGGUCCAUAUCGCCAGGCUGACCGCUAUGGCUUCAUUGGUGGCAACUCAGCAGAACUGGGGACUCCUCAGCGAUCCCCAAGCCAGGAGCUGGGGUUUCUCUGGUGGCCUGGAACGGGAAGGUAUAUGUUCCAAGGAAUGCUAUGCCAUGCCAUGUGCCUCCAGGCCUGGUCAACCCUCUGCAGACCUCAUCCGCCAGCGGGAGAUGAAGUGGGUGGAGAUGACCUCACACUGGGAGAAGACCAUGUCUCGACGAUACAAGAAGGUAAAGAUGCAGUGCCGGAAGGGCAUCCCAUCUGCCCUGCGGGCCCGGUGCUGGCCCCUGCUGUGUGGGGCCCAGGUGUGCCAGAACAACAACCCUGGCACCUAUCAGGAGCUGGCAGUGGCCCCUGGAGACCCGCAGUGGAUGGAGACCAUUGGCAGGGACUUGCACCGCCAGUUCCCUCUGCACGAGAUGUUUGUGUCACCCCAGGGACACGGCAGGGGCUGCUGCAGGUUCUCAAGGCCUACACUCUGUACCGGCCGGAGCAGGGCUAUUGCCAGGCUCAAGGCCCUGUAGCUGCUGUGCUGCUCAUGCAUCUGCCCCCAGAGGAAGCCUUCUGGUGCUUGGUGCAGAUCUGCGAGGUCUACCUCCCUGGCUACUAUGGGCCCCACAUGGAAGCAGUGCAGCUGGAUGCUGAGGUGUUCAUGGCCCUUCUGCGGCGGCUGCUCCCACGUGUGUACCAGCAUCUGCAGCAGGUAGGCGUUGGGCCGCUGCUCUACCUGCCCGAGUGGUUCCUGUGCCUCUUCACCCGCUCGCUGCCCUUCCCCACAGUGCUGCGCAUCUGGGAUGCCUUCCUUAGCGAGGGUGCCAAGGUACUGUUCCGUGUGGGGCUGACACUCAUGCGCCUGGCACUGGGCACUGUAGAACAGCGUGCAGCAUGCCCGGGGCUCUUGGAGACACUGGGAGCCCUUCGAGCCAUCCCCCCGACCCAGCUGCAGGAAGAGGCCUUCAUGUCCCAGGUGCACAAUGUAGCCCUGUCUGAGAGAGAUCUGCAACGGGAAAUCAGGAUCCAGUUGGCCCAGCUGCCCAAGUCAUCUCCUGGGCCAGCACCUCUGCCACAGGCCCGCCUUCCUGGAGCCCAAGCCAUCUUUGAGUCCCAGCAGCUGGCAAGGAUUCGAGGAAGCACCAAACCUGAGAUACCCCGAAUAGUGGUGCAGCCCCCAGAGGAGCCCAGGCCACCACGGCGCAAACCACAGACUCGUGGCAAGACUUUCCAUGGGCUUCUGACAAGGGCCCGGGGACCCCCUAUUGAGGGUCCCUCCAGGUCCCACCGAGGCUCCACCUCUUUCCUGGACACCCGUUUCUGAGCAUUUGGCGGUGCACUUAGCGCCACCAUAUCUUAAUCAUCUGAAGAGCCAUGCCAGUCCCAGAAAUGUGUACUGCACUUUACUUCGGAGCUGUGUGACUCUGCUCUGUUCCCAGCAAGGGGCACCUAGAGGAGGGAGCAUUUCCCCACUUGAAGGACUGUGUCAGGCACAAAGAGAAAGGAAGGUCACCGAGUGGAGCUUGUGGGGAGCAACCUGGUGCCUGCCAGCAUCAAAGCCAGCACUGAAGGAGCGUAGGGGUGAAGCUUCUGCCUGGGAUAUGGUACCCCCAUGGGCUUCUUGUUGGGGAACCUCAAAUAAAGCCUGACUGAGAAGAUA